GUUAUAUUUGCUGUCAAUUGCGGUGGCUCGGCACAUACUGAUUUAAAUGGUGUCCAUUACCAAGCUGAUUACAAUACAGUUGGGAUCAAUUCCGAUCAUGGCCUUCAAUUGUCUAUAAACCGCGUGCCUACACCAGAUCAGAUUCUCUAUCAGACAGAACGAUAUCAUUCAGAAACAUUUAGUUAUGAUAUUCCUAUUAAAGAGGAUGACGACUAUGUUCUCAUUCUGAAAUUUAGUGAAGUCUAUUUCACUGGAUCUAAUAUGAAGGUAUUUGAUGUCCGUUUGAAUUCAAAACAUGAGGUUAUUAAAGGGCUAGAUAUUUAUCAUAAAGUUGGCAAGGGAACAGCACACGAUGAAUACAUACCCUUUAAAAUAUCUCAUAAAUCUUUAUUGAUCAACGAUGAGUCAUCUCCUUUCAAAGGAGUUUUAACAGUAGAGUUUAUCAAGGGACAUUUAGAUAAUCCAAAAGUUAAUGCCAUAGUGGUGAUGAAAGGACAAGUAUCAGAUGUACCCAAGCUAGCCCCACUAGCUGGAGCAGAGGAAGCGGAUAAAGACUUUGAUGACGAUGACGAUACAAGCGAUACAAACAGUAACACAGACAAUACUCAAACACCGCAUAGCAGGAAAUUAUCAGGGCCGCCUGUUGUCAAUCCAUAUGCAGUUGAUGAUGGUAGUAGCUAUGUUGUACCAAUUGCAGUUGCUGUUGGUGUAUUCAUCCCUACCGUAUUUUUCUUAUGUCGUUUAUAA
Trichoplax adhaerens is the source of this 747-nucleotide messenger RNA. RefSeq lists its product as uncharacterized. NCBI's taxonomy places the organism in Eukaryota, Metazoa, Placozoa, Uniplacotomia, Trichoplacea, Trichoplacidae. The transcript is spliced from 4 exons. Gene Ontology annotation, molecular function: carbohydrate binding. The record is from RefSeq and is a predicted model, not a curated record. The annotation marks the transcript as partial. Gene Ontology annotation, cellular component: membrane.